GGCCGGGGGCGGAGCGGGGCGGGCUCAGGUGUGCCCGGCCCUGCCCUCGGCCCGGGAUGCGCUGAGCGGCCGGAGAACGACGGCAAUGGAGCCGCUGGAGACCAACAGCAGCUGCAGCAACGGGUCUCUGAUCACCCUUUCGUGCCUUUCCCACCGGGUCGUGUGCCAGGUGAUCAGCAGUGCUGUCCCAGCUGACUCCAUCCAGGAGAAUGGGACUUCAGACAGCUCCUGGAUAACUCGGCUGGAAAACAGUUAUGGAUUCUACAUUGGCCUGGGCCUGGCUGUCUUCUCCAGCUUCCUCAUCGGGAGCAGCGUCAUCCUCAAGAAAAAGGGACUGCUAAGGCUGGUGGAGAAGGGAGGCACCAGGGCAGGAGAUGGAGGCCAUGGCUACCUAAAGGACUGGCUCUGGUGGGCUGGCUUGUUAACCAUGGGUGGAGGGGAAGCUGCCAACUUUGCUGCCUAUGCCUUUGCUCCUGCAACUAUUGUCACGCCUCUGGGGGCUCUGAGCGUGCUCAUAAGUGCCAUUCUGUCCUCGUAUUUGCUUGGAGAACGGCUCAACCUGCUGGGAAAGCUGGGCUGCCUGCUGAGCCUGGUGGGCAGCACUGUGAUGGUCAUACACGCCCCAGAGGACGAGGAGGUCACCACUCUGGAGGAAAUGACCUCCAAGCUGAAGGAGCCGGGUUUCCUGGCUUAUGCUGCAAUCCUCCUGGCUCUCUGCUUCCUUCUGAUCUUCUGCCUCGCCCCCCGUUAUGGCCAGAGCAACAUCCUCAUCUACCUCGCCAUCUGCUCCGUCAUCGGCGCCUUCUCCGUGUCCUCCGUCAAGGGCUUGGGAAUUGCCAUCAAGGGCUUCUUUGGUGGCCAGCCUGUGCUGCAGAACCCACUGACCUGGAUCCUGGUCAUCACGCUGGUGGCAUCCAUCACCACGCAGAUCAACUACCUCAACAAGUCUCUGGACAUUUUCAACACCUCUCUGGUGUUCCCCAUCUACUACGUGCUGUUCACCACCAUCGUCAUCACCACUUCCAUCAUCCUCUUUAAGGAGUGGGUCACCAUGACUGUGGUUGACAUCAUUGGGACAGUCUGUGGCUUCCUCACCAUCAUUUUGGGGGUGUUUUUACUCCAUGCUUUCAAAGACAUGGACGUCAGUUUUGGGAAUUUACCCCAAGUCCUUCAGAACGAACAGCCAGCGCCGGUCACCAGAGAUGACAAGAACAUCCUGAUAGAGGUGGACAACUCCAGCAUUGCCCCAGAGGACAAACCCAAAACACUUGCAUGAACUCUAAAAUACACACCAGCGUCUGGAGAGGAGGUGAGAGACAAGGGCUGAACAGUGCUACUCAGACUCUGCUCAUCCAUGUUUAAUCACUUGCUCUGCAAAUAAGGGGACAAGAAUAUUGGUGAAUAUGGGCAAAACAUGGUGAAUUUUGCAAAAGCUGCUCACUCAGGCUCAGGGGCAGGACUCAAGCCAUGAAGUGUUUUCACAAAGAGAUCUUUUUCAGCUUUUGUUUUUUUGCAAGGUGCAGGAGUUUCCCUGAAGCAGUGUUAAUUAUUUUUAUAGGAGUUUCAGUUGUUUGGUUUUUUUUAGUUUUUUUUUUUUUUUUUUUCCAGAGCAGCUCUGGUGCCCAGGCCCAGGGUAAAUCCCAUGUCAAAAGAAACUCUACCACUAUCUUCAAGACUUCUUGUGACAAUUAUUUUCAGUCUGAAUGACCAAGUGGCUGUAAAUAUAAAGUAUUUUUAUUUCCUCAGGAAAUAUCUUGACCUUAGAAAACCCCCCAAAUUCUUUGAGCCCCAUGAGAUGUCCUGCUGUCCUCUGAGAUGCUCACCUGAGUAUACCUGGGUGUGAGCAUCACUGAGUAAAUAUAUUGUGGGGCUUUGGGAGAGAGGACAAUGCAAUCUCGUAUUUUAAUAACAUUUCAGUGCUAUCAUUUUGGAAUGUGGAAAUGGAAAUAAAAGGUUUUUUCAACAUAAAAAAAUGCUGCAGGUGGAUCUGAAAUUUCUUCAUUAUUUCAUGUUACAAGUGUAGCCCUAAAGGAUAAAGAGGCUGAGGGACAGCUGAGAACAACAGAAAGAGCAUCUGGAGCAGAAUAAAACUGCAGCGACCUCCUUUGGUGGCAGAAAAUAAUCCAAGUCACUCACUCCAGCUUUGGUUUUGGCAUCCUCAUCAGUGUGAUGCUUGGUGCAUUUUACUCUGGAAAAUGGCUAUAAAUGGGACUCAUCUUUCUUCACUCUAGAAGCAUCCCUGGAGAAAUGCCAUGUAGAAAAUGAAGAUUUGAACCGAGGUAAUGAAAUAAUAGACAGUGAAAGAGUAUUUGUUAAUGACAACCAACAAAUUUUAUUAAAAUGAGGCAAAAGGCACAAUAAAUUGCAUUCUUCAAGUAUUUGCAUAGAUGCAUAGAGAGCAUUGUUGUAAACCAUUAACAUGUGGACAUAGGAGAAAGUGAGAUGGAUUUGUUAUAAGUUCUCCCAAGUAAUAUUAUCUUUCAAAGAAUCAGGUUUAACACCUUUUACUCCUCCUGCAGUUCCCUCGGGUCAAUCACUCAACUUGCACACAUCUGAAAACUUCAAAGAACUUACUAAAACUACCUUUUGGAGAUUUUUGUGAUAUUCCAGCAAUAAAGUUUUCUAUUAGA
Messenger RNA from Serinus canaria (Common canary), 2630 nucleotides. It is a transcript of the gene NIPAL4, whose product is annotated as NIPA like domain containing 4. The transcript has 7 exons. Lineage: Eukaryota; Metazoa; Chordata; Aves; Passeriformes; Fringillidae. The record is from RefSeq and is a predicted model, not a curated record. The coding region runs from base 86 to 1276 and encodes 396 amino acids. Gene Ontology annotation, cellular component: membrane. Gene Ontology annotation, molecular function: magnesium ion transmembrane transporter activity. Gene Ontology annotation, biological process: magnesium ion transport.